AUGGGCGGCUGGCUGCUGGUUUUUGCGCUGCACAGUUGGAUUCUGGCGGUUUUGGAGGCCAAACCCCUGCUGCUGUUUGCGAAUCGACGAGAUAUCCGGCUGGUGGAUGCGGAGGGAGUGCGCGGGGAGUCGGCCAUCGUUGUCAGUGACUUGGAGGAUGCAGCCGCUGUGGACUUUCUGUACGACCAAGGCCUCAUAUUCUGGACCGAUGUCAGCGAAGAGGCCAUCAAACAGACCCACUGGAACCAGUCGUCCAACUCUCUAAAAGAAGCUUUAGGAACAGGCCAGAGUGUGGUGGUGGCCGGGUUGGACAGCCCUGAUGGACUGGCCUGUGAUUGGCUGGGACGAAAGCUUUACUGGACCGAUUCAGAGACCAAUCGCAUUGAAGUUGCCAAUCUGAAUGGCACCUCCAGGAAAGUGCUGUUCUGGAUGGACCUGGACCAGCCCAGAGCCAUCGCACUCAACCCAUCGGAAGGGUACAUGUACUGGACAGACUGGGGAGAGGAGCCCAGGAUCGAGCGUGCUGGCAUGGACGGCACUAAAAGAAAAGUGAUUGUAGCCGCAGACAUAUAUUGGCCCAACGGUCUGACCAUUGAUCUGAUUGAGCACAAGUUGUACUGGGCAGACGCCAAACUCAGCUUCAUACACAGGGCUAACCUGGAUGGCACUGCACGUGAAACGGUUGUGGAGGGCACCCUGACCCACCCUUUUGCCCUCACGCUCUCUGAGGGCACUCUGUACUGGACGGACUGGCAGACUCGCUCUAUUCACGCCUGCAACAAGCACAGUGGAGACAAAACCAGGGAGAUCCUCAGUGGGAUCUACUCUCCUAUGGACAUUCAAGUGCUGGAGGCGUACAGACAGCCCCACAUCCAGACCCCCUGCAGUGACAAUAAUGGAGGCUGUAGUCAUCUCUGCCUGCUCUCCCCAAUGCCUCCUUUCUACAGUUGUGCCUGUCCAACCGGGGUCCAGCUCAAUCCAGAUACAAAGACAUGCAAACCAGGUGCUGAGCAAGUUUUGUUUUUGGCUCGGCGGACGGACCUCAGGAGAAUCUCUCUGGACCUCCCGGAUUUCACAGACAUUGUACUUCAGCUGGACGACAUACGGCACGCUAUAGCCAUAGACUACGACCCGGUGGAGGGCUAUGUGUAUUGGACGGACGACGAAGUUCGAGCCAUCAGAAGGUCUCGCAUGGACGGGAGCAACGCCACCACGCUGGUUACCACGGAGAUCAAACAUCCGGACGGUAUCGCUGUGGACUGGAUCGCCCGAAACCUGUACUGGACAGAUACCGGCACUGACCGCAUAGAGGUAACAAGAUUGAAUGGAACAUCUCGUAAAAUCCUAAUUUCUGACAAUUUAUACGAACCAAGAGCCAUUGUUCUGGAUCCAAUAAACGGCCUAAUGUUUUGGACAGACUGGGGGGAGAACCCGAAGAUAGAGCGAGCCAAUCUGGAUGGAACCGAACGGCUGCUCCUGGUCAACACGUCUCUGGGAUGGCCAAACGGACUGGCUUUAGAUUACGCCACCGAGAAACUGUACUGGGGAGACGCCAAAACCGACAAGAUUGAGGUGAUAAACGUGGACGGCAGUAACAGGCAGGUUUUGCUGGAGGACAAGCUGCCGCACAUCUUCGGCUUCACGCUUCUCGGUGACUUCAUCUACUGGACCGACUGGCAGCGACGCAGCAUCGAGCGAGUCCACAAGACCACCGCCGUGAGAGAGAUCAUCAUCGACCAACUCCCCGACCUGAUGGGGCUCAAAGCAAGCAAAGUCACGGAGACCACUGGUACAAACGGUUGUGCGGUGGAUAACGGCGGGUGCAGCCACCUCUGCUUCUGGAGGAAUCGGGCGGUCAGCUGCGCCUGCCCCAUGGGGAUGGAGCUGCUCUCGGACAUGCACUCCUGCGUGGUCCCUGAGGCCUUUCUCUUCUUCACCAAUCGGGAUAACAUCAGGAGCAUCUCAUUGGGCACGAACAGCAACGAUGUGGCCAUUCCUCUGACCGGAGUCAAAGAGGUGUCUGCGCUUGACUUUGACGUUGCUGAAAAGAGGUUAUACUGGACAGACAUCCAGGCCAAGACAAUCAGCAGAGCCUACAUGAACGGCAGCACUAUUGAACACGUUAUUGAGUUCGGACUUGAUUAUCCAGAGGGAAUGGCCGUGGACUGGAUGGGGCGUAAUAUUUAUUGGGCCGAUACCGGAACAAAUCGUAUUGAAGUGGCUCGACUCGAUGGACUUUAUCGGCAGGUUCUAAUCUGCAAAGACAUCGACACCCCACGCUAUCUGGAUAACCCACGUUCACUGGCUUUGGACCCAGCCCAAGGUUACAUGUACUGGACCGAGUGGGGUGGCAAGCCUCGGAUCGCCAAAGCCUACAUGGACGGCAGCACCAUUGUGACUCUGGUGGAUAAAGUGGGCCGUGCCAAUGGCCUCACUAUUGACUAUGUGGACCACAGACUGUACUGGACCGACCUGGACACAUGCAUGAUAGAAAGCACCAACAUGCAAGGACUACAGAGAGAGAUCAUCAUCGACGACCUCCCUCAUCCUUUUGGCUUAACUCAGUACAGAGACUUUAUUUAUUGGACAGACUUUAACUUACGGAGCAUCGAGAGGGCGGAUAAGCGCAGUGGACAGAACCGCACUGUAGUGCUACAGGGCCAGCUGGAGCUCAUGUUGGACAUCUUGGUAUUCCACUCGUCUCGUCAGGACGGGACAAACCAAUGCUCUCACAACAAUGGUAACUGUGCCCACUUGUGCCUGGCCACUCCGGCUGGAGCACAGUGCCGCUGCGCCUCCCACUACACACUGAACCCAGACGGCCACAACUGCAGCUCGCCCUCUAGCUUCCUGCUCUUCACUCAGAAGGCCAGUAUCAGCCGCAUGGUUCUGGGAGAGCAGAGUCCAGACAUUGUCCUACCCAUCCACGUACUGAGGAAUGUCCGAGCAGUGAACUACGAGCCGUAUGAGCGCCUCAUCUACUGGCUGGACGGGCGACAGAACAUCAGGAGGGCCAAGGAUGACGGCACCAUGGCGAAUAUUAUUGGCGGCAGCAGUUCUUUGUCGGUGGAGAACCAGCUUCACGACUUGAGCCUGGAUCCAUUCAGUCGCCACAUCUACUGGACCUGCGAAACCACCAACACCAUCAACAUCCAGAGAAUGGAUGGACACUACGUGGGAGUGGUCCUCAAAGACGAGACUGACAAGCCCAGAGCGAUUGUGGUCAAUGCUGAGAAAGGAUACAUGUAUUUCACCACAGUCCAGGAGCGCUCGGCCAAAAUAGAGGGGGCGAGCUUGGACGGGACAGAGAGGGAGUCCCUGUUCACCACUGGACUCAUCAGACCUGUUUCUCUGGCGCUGGAUCACAAACUCGGGAAGCUGUUUUGGGCCGAUGCUGACCUCAAACGCAUCGAGAGCAGCGACUUAACAGGUGCGAAUCGUAUCGUUCUGCAGGACUCGAACAUCCUUCAGCCCAUGGACCUCACGAUCCUGGGGGACCACCUGUUCUGGAUCGACCGGCAGCAGCAGAUGAUCGAGAGAGUGGACAAACUGACCGGAGACAGCCGCACUCGGAUACAGGGAAGAAUAUCCUACCUGACCUCCAUCUACGCCGUGGAGGACAUGAACCCCCCAGACUUUGCAUCCCACCCGUGUUUCCACGUCAACGGAGGCUGUUCUCACAUCUGCAUUGCCAAAGGAGACGGGACGCCUCGCUGCUCCUGUCCCAUGCACCUGGUGUUACUCCAAGACCUGCUCAGCUGCGGAGACCCGCCCACCUGCUCGACAGAACAGUUCACUUGUUCCACCGGGGAGAUCGACUGCAUCCCUAUGGCGUGGCGCUGCGAUGGCUUUCCUGAGUGUGACGAUAAGAGCGAUGAGGAAAACUGCCCGGUGUGCUCGGCUUUCCAGUUCCAGUGCGAUAAGGGAGGAUGCAUCGACGCUCAGAGGCGCUGUAACGGAGAGACGGACUGCGCCGACCACUCCGACGAGCAGGACUGCGAACUUAUCUGUGCUCCAAACCAGUUCCGCUGUGGUGACAACCAGUGCAUCACAAAGAAACAGCAGUGUGACAGCUACUCCGACUGCGCUGACGGCUCUGAUGAACUUGAAUGUGACUUCAUCUCACCCUCCUCCAGUGGCAUCCAGACCACCGGCUCCAGCACCAUCGGCCUGGUCAUCGCCAUCAUCCUGCUGGUGUUUGUGAUCAGCGGGACGUACUUCGUGUGCCAGCGCGUGGUGUGUCGGCGCUACAAAGGACCCAGCAGCAGCUUCCCUCACGAGUACAUCAGCGGGACGCCCCAUGUGCCACUCAACUUCAUCGCUCCCACCAACGCCCAACAUGGUAAUUUUCAAGGUAUCGCUUGUGGCAAGUCUAUGAUGAGCUCCAUGAGUCUGAUGGGCAGCAGCAGCAGCGGGGCCCCUCUUUACGACAGGAACCAUGUGACCGGGGCCUCCUCCUCCAGCUCCUCCUCCACCAAAGGAGCCUUCUACCCUCAGAUCUUAAACCCUCCUCCGUCACCUGCCACAGACCGCUCGCUCUACAACACAGAGGUCUUCUACUCCUCCAACAGCCCGUCCACAACCAGGUCAUACAGACCGUACCCAGUGCGUGGAGCUGCCCCGCCCACCACCCCCUGCAGCACAGACGUCUGCGACAGCGACUACACCCCUCACCCCGCCGUGGGCCUGGGCUCCUCCGCCGGGCGCUGGAAGGUCACGGGCUACGGUCACCACGGGAAACACAACAAGUACUACAUGGACCUGAACUCAGACUCUGACCCCUACCCCCCUCCUCCCACGCCGCGCUCCCAGUACCUCUCAGCGGAGGACAGCUGCCCACCGUCACCGUCCACCGAGCGGUCCUACUUUCACUUGUGUCCGCCGCCGCCGUCGCCCUGCACAGACUCCUCAUGA
This is a messenger RNA of Knipowitschia caucasica, 4914 nucleotides long. The record is from the annotation of a GenBank genome assembly. NCBI's taxonomy places the organism in Eukaryota, Metazoa, Chordata, Actinopteri, Gobiiformes, Gobiidae.